Ooceraea biroi (clonal raider ant) is the source of this 4720-nucleotide messenger RNA. RefSeq names its product Isoleucyl-tRNA synthetase (gene IleRS). The record is from RefSeq and is a predicted model, not a curated record. NCBI's taxonomy places the organism in Eukaryota, Metazoa, Arthropoda, Insecta, Hymenoptera, Formicidae. Gene Ontology annotation, molecular function: isoleucine-tRNA ligase activity; ATP binding; tRNA binding. Gene Ontology annotation, biological process: isoleucyl-tRNA aminoacylation.
UGUUCUUGCAUCAUACAUGUGGCGUGGACACGUAACCUCAAAUUUACGCGUGGUAGGCUUUAGUCGAUCUGCUUGAAAGUUCCAGCCGGUGCGGGAUGCCUCGUCCGCCGUCCGAAGAUUCUAGAGAGAUGGACGAGAAGCUACCGGAGACGAUUGAUUUUGCGAAAGAGGAGGAGGCAACGCUGGAACUCUGGAAAAAGCUCGACGUAUUUCAAAAUAGUUUGCGCUUGUCGAGAGGUCGGCCCAGGUUCUCGUUCUACGAUGGACCACCGUUUGCCACUGGUCUGCCGCAUUACGGUCACAUACUCGCCGGCACCAUAAAGGACGUUGUUACGAGGUACGCGCAUCAAUCCGGUUUCUACGUGGAGCGCCGAUUCGGUUGGGACACCCAUGGAUUACCGGUGGAAUACGAGAUCGAUAAGGCCCUGGACAUCAAGGGACCCGACGACGUCGCCAAAAUGGGUAUCGCCACGUACAAUGCGGAGUGUCGUAAAAUCGUGAUGCGGUACGCUGAGGAAUGGGAGAGGAUCGUAGGCCGGAUGGGUCGAUGGAUCGACUUUCAGAACGACUACAAAACCUUGUACCCCUGGUACAUGGAAUCAAUCUGGUGGAUCUUCAAGCAGCUGUACAACAAGGGCCUAGUCUACCAGGGCAUCAAAGUGAUGCCGUUUUCCACUGCCUGUAAUACGCCGCUGUCGAACUUUGAAUCAGGUCAGAAUUACAAGGAUGUCGUUGAUCCAUCGGUAAUCGUUACCUUCCCAUUGCUGGAUGAGCCAGGUGUGUCCCUCUUGGCUUGGACCACCACUCCUUGGACACUGCCAAGUAACCUGGCAGUGUGCGCUAAUCCCACUUUUGAGUACGUCGAGGUAAAAGACAACGCUUCCAAUAAUGUCUAUAUUAUGCUAGAGGCCCAGUUGGGGCUUGUUUUCAAAUCUCCAGAUCUGUACACUGUACAAGGUAAAAGAAAGGGUACGGAUUUGAAGGGGAAAGCCUACGAACCUUUAUUCCCAUAUUUCGCGCGUUACAGAGAGAAGGGUGCUUUCAGAGUGUUGAACGAUGCUUACGUCACAGCUGAGACUGGAACUGGCAUUGUCCAUCAGGCUCCGUACUUUGGAGAGGAUGAUUAUCGGUGCUGCUUGGAAGCCGGCAUCAUAAGCCGAGAUCAAGAGACUGUUUGUCCCAUCGACAGCUGCGGCUGUUUCAUCGAGCCGGUUCACGAUUUUGUCGGCAAGUAUAUUAAGGAGGCUGAUAAGGAUAUAAUUAAGUAUCUCCAAGGCAAACAACGGCUGGUUGUCAACAGCAUGAUGAAGCACAGUUAUCCGUUUUGCUGGAGGUCCGACACGCCGCUCAUUUACAAAGCGGUGCCCUCAUGGUUCAUCAGGGUAGAGGAGAUCAAGGAGCAGCUCUUGCUGGCUAACAGCACCACGUACUGGAUACCGGACUACGUGAAAGAAAAACGGUUCGGCAACUGGCUGCGCGACGCGCGCGAUUGGGCCGUUAGCAGGAAUCGCUACUGGGGCACGCCCAUACCGUUGUGGAUCUCCGAGGACAGGCAAGAAAUCGUGUGCGUAGGUAGUAUCGCAGAACUGGAGCAAUUAACGGGCGCAACGGUGACGGACAUUCAUCGCGAGAACAUCGAUCAUCUGGCGAUACCGUCGAAACGCCCGGGACGUCCACCGCUACGUCGCGUGUCCGAGGUGUUCGAUUGCUGGUUCGAGUCGGGCUCCAUGCCGUAUGCGCAGAUGCACUACCCGUUUGAACGGCGAAAGGAAUUCGACGAGUACUUCCCGGCGGACUUCAUCGCCGAGGGCAUCGAUCAGACGCGCGGCUGGUUCUACACGCUUCUGGUGAUAUCCACCGCGCUGUUUGGUAAGGCACCGUUCAAGAACCUCGUGGCGAACGGUCUGGUUCUCGCGUCUGACGGGCAGAAGAUGUCCAAGCGCAAGAAGAACUAUCCGGAUCCCGUUGAGGUGAUCAAUGCGUACGGCGCGGACGCUCUGCGUCUCUAUCUGAUCAACUCGCCAGUCGUGAGAGCCGAGAAUUUGAGAUUCAAGAAAGAAGGAGUCCGGGAUGUCAUCAAGGACGUCCUCUUACCUUGGUUCAACGCGUUUCGAUUCCUCAUGCAGAACAUCCAGCGGUAUGAGAAGGAAGCGGGCACUCAAUUCGUCUUCGACCAUACGACGAGCUUUUGCUCGAAGAAUAUAAUGGACAGGUGGAUUAUAUCCUUCACGCAGACGAUGUUGACUUUUGUGAGGAAGGAGAUGGAGGCUUACAGGCUGUACACGGUGGUACCCCAUCUGAUAAAAUACAUAGACAAUCUGACAAACUGGUACGUAAGAAUGAACAGGAGACGCAUUAAGGGAGAAAAUUGUAACAUGAAAGAUUGUCUGAUGGCGUUGAACACGUUGUUCUCAGUGGUUUUCGCCAUGGUGCGGACGAACGCGCCGUUCACGCCGUUUCUGACGGAGUUCAUGUUUCAACGUAUGUCGAAACGGCUCGCGCCAACCGACGAGAACAUGGACAGCGUCCACUACCAACUAAUGCCAUCCCCGCGCAAGCAUUUGAUCGACGAUACUAUAGAAAACGCUGUGUCGAAAAUGCAGACCGUCAUCGAACUAGGUAUCAUACGAGAUCGGAAGACCAUACCUACGAAGUAUCCCCUGCGAGAAAUCGUAAUAAUACAUCAGGAGAAAAAGGUGUUGGAUGAAAUCCUGCUGAUGCAAUCGUACAUACUUGAGGAACUGAAUAUCAAGAACUUAAAAGUCAGCACGGACAAGACGAAGUACGGUGUGACUAUGAGAGCCGAGCCGGACCACAAGGCGCUCGGUGCCCGCUUGAAGGGCGAGUUCAAGCAGGUGAUGCAAGCUAUUAAGGAGCUGUCCAAUGUACAACUCCAAAAAUUCGUCACUGACAAGAAGAUAGACGUGCUCGGUCAUACGCUCAACGAGGAGGAUCUGCGCUUGACGUACAACUUCACCAGCUCGAGUGCUGAAAGAUCAUCGCAGCAAUACGAGGCCCACGGCGAGGGGUGCGUUCUGGUGCUUCUGGACAUCUCCAUGACCCAAGAGAUGAUCGAUGAGGGUUUGGCCAGGGAAGUGAUCAAUCGUGUGCAGAAGCUGCGGAAGAAGGCUCAAUUGGUGCCUGCUGAUGAAGCCAUCGCGUACUACGACUUCGACGGCCCAGAGAGAAACAAAAAGAACUUGUUCGACGUCUGCUACGAGUAUCGUUCUGCCAUUGAGACUACGACGAAAACGCCGUUACUGUCCCUGGCAGAGUUGCCGUUUGGCGCUCCCAUAAUUAUCGAGGAGAUGCAGAAGAUCAAGGAGGUAGAUAUGAAACUCGUGUUGGCUAAACCGGUGAAAGAAGCGCCCCAACCGGAUCCCUGGCUAGACGACAACGACGAUUCGCACGUACUGCCGAUCUGCGAGACCUUUGUCAAUGUAAAGCUUGAGGGCAUAGAACCGAGAUUUGGCGCAACAUCCCGCGAGGGCACGAUCCAACUGCACACUAUGGUAGAAGGGAGGUUGAAGAAUAAACGCUUGCUAGAGGAGAUCGAGUUGGUGUUUGGUCUCUACGGUUAUGCUUACGAUUUGUAUCUCGGUAACAAGAAACUCAGCAUAAAGGCUGACGAUAAUAUAAUAGAUGAUGAGCUAGCCAACCAUACGAUAAAAGUGGUGAGAGCAGGAGCGUCACCGCCUCCCCUGGACGCGACGGAAGAGACGGACUACAUCUGCGAUUAUAUCAGAUUAAGGAGAGGCACCAAGUACAAUAAGACACAGGGGAGAGUACUCUUGGAAAAUCCUAAGGGUAAUUUCAGUUUGAGUGACGGAGAAUUAGAACGACUGAUAUGUUUGCACUACGAUAUACCGAGUUAUCCUAUAACGGAAAAAUGUCGAAAGCGUCGAAGUCUCAUAAGAAGACCUGAACUAUUUGUGGCCUGAAAUAUUCAGGCUUUAAAGUAUGUAAAGUAUAAAAUAUCUUUUAUUCUGUAUGUUUAUAUUAUGUUCUUAAUACCUUAUCGAUGCUCGACACAAUAUUGCGUUACAUUGAAUAUUAUUUACAACGGAAUUGAUUGAACAGUAUGUGUAAAAGACGAUAUCCAUUUUAUUUAACUUCAGUCGUUAAAAUUCCAUGCAAUUAAUAUAUAUUCACGGAUUUAGGUUCAAUGAAUAAAAAUAUAGUUAAUCCUUUCAUCAAUUUCAUUAAUUUAAAGAUUAAAAUUUAUCUCUUUCUCACAAUAGAGUCAAAGCUAUAUUUUGCAGUAUAUAGUAAUUUGUUAUGAUUUCGUUGAUAAAUAUUAAAAAAGUAAUUAUUUAAUGCCGCUGUAUAUGAUUAUCAAGAAGAUACAAAGGUGAAAUUUGCGAACAUUUGGCUAUUAUAACAGUUUCGAUACCGGUUCUAUAUUAUGUUUCCUAUUAGAAAAUAGAGUUUAUUGUUCAAGGUAGUAUAUUACAUUCUCGUUUUCUUCACAUUUAUUUAAUUCUAAAAUAAAAAUAAGUUUUUUAUAUGCAAAUUUAUUAUAAUUACAUUUGUAUUAUCUUUUUUUUGCAUUGAUAUUAAUUUCUUCUUUUAUACUGUAUUGCACGAUAAUUAAAUAUUUAUUGGCAUUAGUUAAAGCAAUGUUGUAAUUUAAUUCUAACAAGUAAUGUAGUAUAGUAUAAUAAUAGUAUGUACGGCUAUAACGCCUAUCGUUUUGUCAUAUUAUAAAUAAUUUGUUGAU